Trichomycterus rosablanca is the source of this 2341-nucleotide messenger RNA. It is a transcript of the gene tlnrd1, whose product is annotated as talin rod domain containing 1. The transcript has a single exon. Bases 272 to 1336 code for a protein of 354 amino acids. NCBI's taxonomy places the organism in Eukaryota, Metazoa, Chordata, Actinopteri, Siluriformes, Trichomycteridae. The record is from RefSeq and is a predicted model, not a curated record. Gene Ontology annotation, molecular function: actin binding.
UAGAGUCGUCAGAUUGAAGGGAUUUCAUUGGUAGCUCAGAUUUUUGUCCUCAUUACUCGACAUUUUCCAUAAUUGAAGUAUUUUAAUCCUCCGCAAAUCGACUCUUUCUUCUCUGAAGGACGUUACGGAACUCUACGGCCAGUUCAACCUUUCCUAAGAGGUGCGGUGUUAUUUAUAACCGAAGACUUUCUCACAUAAGUUAUGAUUUUGUUCUGUGGAAUCGAUAUUUCGUACGCAAGCGGAGUUUCUCGAUCAGCCUGAGCGCCGUACUAUGGCUAGUAUCGGCUCGGGAAAGUCCGACAGCGAGGUUUCGACGUCCAUCCUGAGCGGCAGCCUGCAACAGCGGAAGAGACUCUCGUCCGUCUGCGACGCCUGCAAAAGCAAAAUGCAGCUGGUGGCCGACCUGCUCCUGCUGUCCAGCGAAACCAGGCCGGUCAUGAGCACGGACGGGGUGCAGGUCGCCGAGACCUUCGAGAAGUGCCGGGACACGGUGAUCGCCAGGACCAAGGAGCUGUCCAUCAUCACUCACGACAUCCAGAGCCAGCUCAACAUGGGGAAGUUCACCGAGGUCUGCGAGCGACUGGUGGAACUGGGCGACCUGGUGGUGUCCCUGACCGAGUUCUCGGCGCACGCCGCCUACCUCGCGGCGAUCGAGGCUUCCGGCUCGCAUCCCGCCGUCCCGGGAUUGGUGGAUCGCUACAAGGUGACCCGAUGCCGCCACGAAGUGGACCAGACCUGCUCGGUCCUGCGCGUGAUGCCGCUCCCUGACCUGACUCCUCAGCUCCUCCUGGAGGUCUCCCAGAACAUCCUGAGGAACCUGACCGUCCUCACGGACGCUUCGUCUCUGGCGAGCGAGAAAUCCAAAGACAGAUUCGCCAAGGAACAGUUCAAAGCCGGCGUCAAGUGCAUGAGCACCAGCGCCACCGCGCUGCUCGCCUGCGUCAAGGAGGUGAAGACGAGUCCCAGCGAGCUGACGCGGAACCGCUGCGUGCUGUUCGGCGGGCCGCUGGUGCAGGCCGUCCACGCCGUGGUGGGGUUCGCGACCGAGCCGCAGUUCCUGGGCAAGCCGGCCACCCUCAGCGCCGAGGGCAAAGCGGUGCAGACGGCCAUCCUGGGCGGCGCCAUGAGCGUGGUGUCGGCCUGCGUCCUGCUCACCCAGGGUCUCCGCGACGUCUCCCAGCACGCCGAUAACAGCACCCAGAUGCCCGGCUACCGCGAGCGGCUGAGGCAGUCGGCCUGCGCCGUGUCGGAGGGCUGCACCCUGCUCUCUCAGGCGCUCAGGGAACGAUCGUCGCCCAGGACGCUUCCGCCGGUCAACUCGCAUCCUGUGAACUGACGUUUACGUACCAAAGGAGCGCACCUCCAACCCCCCCACCCCCCCGCGUCGUCGAGCGAGCGCGUCUGUUAGCCCGGCGAUGUUCACGUUUGACUGAAAACGGCGGUUUUUCUUGCGCUGGAUGUAACGAAAACCAAAACUGACACACGCGUACUCACUGCCGCAGAUCUGCGCUGAUUUUAUUUGUGUGUAGAAUUUGAUUUUAACAAAAAACUAGCAGAAAGUUUACCUCAGUGUGUAGUGAUGAUCGUAGCCUGACGGUGUGUGAUGGACGUUAUUGAGGCUUUUCCACCAGACAGGCGCCGGUUCCGAGUCCGUACUCAUGAAUAGAAUUAAAAAGCUGUCAGGAACUAUAAUCUAGAUCUAAAAACUAGAAUUGGUGACCCAUAUUCCCCAAAAAUCAAUCCCUUAUUAGCUAGGACGGUUGGUUUGGUUGGCCGGUUCCCAAAUUGGGUUCCGUAUCAAACCUGAACCUGUUCCAAAAUCAGCCAAUCAGAGUGCUAAAAUUAAAAACUGGAAGUUUAAGAUCAGCGAUCGAACCUUAUUAAAAUAUAAACGUAUUUUUAAAUUGCAUACGCCAACCGUGAACCAAUAGGAGUGUUUGAUUAGAAGCUAAAUUGCUUAAAAAAUACAUUUGAGCAGCAACACAAAAGCUAAAAACAAUAGUUUUAUAUGAUUUUUAUAUGAUUUGUGUGUAGAUUAUAACAUCCGUCACCUUCCAGUACCGAUCAUACAUCAUAACCACACUGGUUCCACAGUUAACCCAGUAGAAGUGCUACAGGACGAGGCCCGGUCCUGGUACCGGUACGGUCUCGGUGGAGAAGCCGGGUCGAGUCGUGUGGUUAGUGAAGCUGAAUGUUAAACCUUCGGAUUUUGUUUGUGUGAUUCUGUUUGGAUGGAUUGAAGCUGCUGUGAGUUUGUGCUGCAGGUUUUACACUAUUUACCGACGUUUUUACAUUCUGAUGUGUGUUUGUUCUGGAUCAUGCAUGUACUGGAGUAUUUAUU